This is a messenger RNA of Salvelinus fontinalis (brook trout), 7372 nucleotides long. RefSeq names its product zinc finger protein 271-like. The record is from RefSeq and is a predicted model, not a curated record. Gene Ontology annotation, biological process: regulation of transcription by RNA polymerase II. The coding region runs from base 572 to 3637 and encodes 1021 amino acids. NCBI's taxonomy places the organism in Eukaryota, Metazoa, Chordata, Actinopteri, Salmoniformes, Salmonidae. The transcript is spliced from 6 exons. Gene Ontology annotation, molecular function: DNA-binding transcription factor activity; RNA polymerase II cis-regulatory region sequence-specific DNA binding.
CUAGGACGGACCGGAAAUAAGACCGGAAGCAGGAAGACACGAAUGUAGCUAGCUGGUAGCUAACCAUGCAUAUAUUAUUAAUUGUACCGGUAAAAAUGUUCAAUAUGUUCAAACUGUAACGUUAGUAACAAGCUAGUGUCCCGUAGAGCCUUCUGUUGUUUUGCGGAUAGACAGAAGAAUCUAACCCGGAAGCUGGCCUGGAAGAAAGAAUAUGCUCAUGUUGAUAGCUAGCAAACAUUAGAUGAGUUAGUUUGCUAGUGUGAAAUGUGUCUGAUAUCAUUUAAUACCGUUUAAAUUAGACUUUGAUAUUGCCCAACCUGGACUAUAUACGUGGAACUAGCGAUGUUUUCAACGGCCAUUUCAUAUAGUUUUGUUAUCGGGUCUAAAGUAAAUUAUCGCUACCGUUGCCCUAAAUAGUUAGUUAACUGAGUUGUCGAAUAGUUUUGUAUGGAAAGUAAUCCGCUAGCUAAUGUGACCUCGUGGCAAACCGUCGGGGACUUGAGAAGAAUCUGCUUUAGUUUAAUUCAGUGACCCAACUCUUUCAUAGGAAACUAUUUCUGAAGAAUUCACGAUGAAUGAGUAUUCUGCUGAUCCGUCCAACCCCCCUCUCUCCUGCUCCACUGAACCCAACCCUCCAGAGUCACUGGUUCCUGACUCUAACCAUAGAGACAUCGACAACUGCAGUGAAAUACCCAGAUUUAACAUUGUAGUCAAGGAGGAGGAAGACUGGGACGUGGAUAAUACUGUUGAAAGAGGAGAGAGUUCUAACUCCAGUGAUGGGGUACCAGCAGAACCUGAACAGCACCAGGAGAAUCCUAGAGCUAAGAAGCUUUGGCGCUGCCCAGAAUGUGGAAUAGAGAUCGCUCACCCAUCUAAUUUCAACAGACACCUGAGAACACACACAAAACCUGCUAAGGAGUCUUCCGUCUGUCCAGUAUGUGGAAAAGACUUUGUUCACCCCUCCAAACUGAAGAGACACCUCCGAACACAUACAGGAGAGAAGCCUUACCAGUGCUCUGUGUGCGGGAAGCGAUUCACACUGAAGCCCCACCUGGAAAGACAUCAGAUGACCCACCCUGGAGAGAAGCAGCCAGACGCGACAAAGAAGCACCCGUGCUCCGAUUGUGGAAAGGAAUGUUUCUCUGCAUAUGAACUGAAGAUGCACAUGAGAAAGCACACAGGGGAGAGACCUCACCAGUGCUCCUACUGCGAGAUGAGCUUUGGCUGUAAGGGAACUCUAUCGAGACACGUACGACGCCAUACAGGAGCACCCACACCAAAACCUUACCAAUGCUCACAGUGUGGGAAGAGAUACGAGUCACCAUCGAGGCUGAGGCAGCAUCAGACUAUGCACACUGGAGAGAAACCUUACGAGUGCUCUGAUAGCGGGAGGGGUUUCGCUUCGACCAAAGGUCUUCUCAAACGUCAAUGCAGCCAUGUCAGUAACCAUAGCAACCAGUGUACACUGGGAAUUUCAGAUACGGCGUCAUCAGGCAGUCGAACUAUGAAUAUCAAGAUCGAAGACGAGGAACAGGAGCUGGCAAUUAAUGUCAAAGAGGAGGAGGAGGAAAUUAGUAUUUUUGUCUAUGCUGAUAGAGAGAAACCUUACCAGUGUACAUCCUGUAAAAAUACCUUUGUUCACCGUAGCUCUCUAGCAAGACACAAAAAAUCCCACACUAGUGCCGCACAAUACAGCUGCUCAGAAUGUGGGAAGGAAUUCAGCCAAUCGUGUACUUUCAAGAUACACAUGCAACAGCACACCGGAGAGAACCCGUACCACUGCUCUCAGUGUGAUAAGAGUUUCUCAGCUUCACCACUCCACAAAAGACACCAACGAGCUCACCCCUGCUCUCUCUGCAGAGAGAAAUUCUCCUCAUCAGCAAAUCAGUCCUGUCUCCAUGCUGGAGCUGUGACUAGCCUGAGCCAAGCUCCUGGACAGGGAUCACGGCAGCAGGUGUCUGCAGCGGUAGAGGAGUCUGUUGUACUGGAUGUCAAAGUGAAAGAUGAGGAAGAUCCUGCUUUUGCAGAGAGACCUGACCACUGCUCUGAGAGCGAAGGGAGUCCCUCUACAUCAGGACUACCUAAACAACACCAGGGGAAUCGCACAGCUAAGAAGAUUCAUUGCUGUUCAGUGUGUGGAAAAAACUGUCACAAGUUAUCAAAACUACAAACACAUAUGAGAACUCACACAGGAGAAAAACCGUACUCCUGCUCUGUCUGUGGGAAGCAAUUCAGUGAGAAUGGAAACCUGAAAAAACACCAGACUUUGCACACAGGAGAGAAGCUGUACAGUUGCACCGUGUGCGGGGAAAGUUUCUCUUCAUCGUCAAAUCUUACCAAACACCAGAGAACACACACAGGAGAGAGUCCAGUGUCUGUAGCUGUAGAAGAGUGUGGUCUGACAUCAGCACUGGUUAUCAAAGUGAAAGAGGAGGAAGAGGAUCCUGCUUUUGCAGAGAGACAUGACCACUGCUCUGACAGUAAAGGGAGUCCCUCUACAUCAGAACUACCUGAACAACACCAGGGGAAUCACACAGCUAAGAAAAUUCACUGCUGUUCAGUGUGCGGACAAGACUGCAAAAAGUUAUCAAAACUGCUAAUACAUAUGAGAAUACACACAGGAGAAAAGCCAUACCCUUGCUCUGUCUGUGGAAAGCAGUUCCGUGUAAAAAGACAUCUUCAAGACCACCAGACAGUGCACACUGGAGAGAAACCUUACGUCUGCUCCAAAUGUGACAAAAGGUUUGGUUUCGCCUCAGCCUUGAAAAGGCACCAGUGGUUACACAUAGAAGAGAAACCUUACUCCUGCUCUGUGUGUGGGAAGGGUUUUAGCUUACAAUCACGCAUGAAGGAACACUUCCUGGUGCAUUCAGGAGAGAAACUCCACUCCUGCUCUGUCUGUGAAAAGAGUUUCAGCCGUCCAGAUCAGUUAAAGGACCACUCUCUGCAACAUGCAGGGAAACCCCACCACUGUUCUAUGUGUGAGCUAAGCUUUGCCUUGUCUAAACAACUCCUGAAGCAUGAGAAGACUCACACAGGAAAGAGACCUUAUAGUUGCUCUGUGUGUGGGAAGAGUUUCAGCGAGAAGGCGUAUCUUGAAGACCACCGGUCAGUGCACACUGGGGAGAAACGACAUCCUUGCCCUGAUUGUGACAAGAAGUUUGGAUGUGCUUCGUCCCUGCGUAAACACGGACUGUUGCACAUAGAAGGGAAAUCCCACUCCUGCUCUGUGUGUGGGAAGAGUUUUUCUGAAGCACGUUACUUGAAGGAGCAUUUCCGGACACACACUGGAGAGAAACCUUUCUCCUGCCCUGUCUGCGAAAAGAGUUUUGCAAGAUCAGCAAGCCUUAAAGUCCACCACAGAUAUCAUACAGGAGAGAAACCUUACAGCUGUACUAAAUGCGGCCAGAGCUUUAUUAGUUCUCAAAAACUUCAGAGACAUCAGAAAACUCAUGCUGGUUUACCACCUGUUGAGUUUCAAAACCCUGUUACAAUUGAAGGAGAGAUGGAGGGAGAAGAAGAGGAAGUUGGUGGUCUGAUUAAUUCAGAUGGAGAAGCGGUUGGUUGGGAUCUUCAUCGUCUCGACGGGAGUUCGGAGGGGAGAGACUCUACAUCAGGAGAACCUAAAGAAACCUAGGGGGAUCUCAAAGCUCAGAGAAACAGUUGCUCUGUGUGUGGGAAAGACUGGCAACGGUUAUUUGAUCUGAAAAGACACAUGACAACGCACACUGGAGAGAAACCGCACAGCUGUUUUGUUUGUGGGAAGAGUUUUAGACGAGCAGACCUCAUGAAGCUACACUUUUGGACACACAAAGGAGACGCAGGGGAGAAACCUUACCACUGUUCUGUCUGUGGGAAGGGUUUGACAAGAUCAUCAGACCUUAACAUAUACAGUAGAGAGAACUUACAGCCUUGUCGAAUGUGGCCAGAGAUUUACCACUUCUCAGAGUCUUGGGAGACACAAGAAGAGACGCCACAUCUCACUUCCUGAGGACCAGGCUGGCGGGGUCAAGACUGAAGACUCUAAUAGUAUCAUAGAUGAAGAGGAGGCAUCCUCUUAUGUCAACGGUAGCACGGUGGAAGGGGGGAAACAAGAACUAACCCUAAACAUCUUGAAGUAAAAUAUAUACAGUGCCUUCGGAAAGGAUUCAGACCCCUUGACUUUUUGCACAUUUUGUUACGUUACAGCCUCAUUUUAAAAUUGAUUAAAUCGUUUUUUUCCCCUCAUCAACAUUCACACAAUAACCCGCAAUGACAAAGCAAAAACGGGGCUUUUUUCCCCGGAAAUGUCACAUUUACAUACAGUUGAAUUCGGAAGUUCACAUACACCUUAGCCAAAUACAUUUAAACUAAAUUUUUCACAAUUCCUGACAUUUAAUCGUAGUAAAAAUUCCCUGUCUUAGGUCAGUUAGGAUCACCACUUUAUUUUAAUAAUGUGAAAUGUCAGAAUAAUAGUAGAGAGAAUGAUUUACUUCAGCUUUUAUUUCUUUCCUCACAGUGGGUCAGAAGUUUACAUACUCAAUUAGUAUUUGGUAGCAUUGCCUUUAAAUUGUUUAACUUGGGUCAAACGUUUCGAGUAGUCUUCGACAAGCUUCCCACAAUAAGUUGGGUGAAUUUUGGCCCAUUCCUCCUUACAGAUGUAACUGAGUCAGGUUUGCAGGCCUCCUUGCUCGCACACGCUUUUUCAGUUCUGCCCACAUAUUUUCUAUCGGAUUGAGGUCAGGGCUUUGUGAUGGCCACUCCAAUACCUUGACUUUGUUGCCUGAAGCCAUUUUGCCACACCUUUGUAAGUAUGUUUGGGGUCAUUGUCCAUUUGGAAGACCCAUUUGCAACCAAGCUAUAACUUCCUGACUGAGGUCUUGAGAUGUUGCUUCAAUAUAUCCACAUAAUUUUCCGUCCUCAUGAUGCCAUCUAUUUUGUGAAGUGCACCAGUCCCUCCUGCAGCAAAGCAACCCCACAACAUGAUGCUGCCACCCCCGUGCUUCACGGUUGGGAUGGUGUUCUUUGGCUUGCAAGCUUCCCCCUUUUACCGCCAAACAUAACGAUGGUUAUUAUGGCCAAACAGUUCUAUUUUUGUUUCAUCAGACCAGAGGACAGUCCUCCAAAAAGUACGAUCUUUGUCCCCAUGUGCAAUUGCAAACCGUAGUCUGGCUUUUUUAUGGCGGUUUUGGAGCAGUGGCUUCUUCCGUGCGCAGCGGCCUUUCAGGUUAUGUCGAUAUAGGACUCGUUUUACUCCUCCAGCAUCUUCACAAGGUCAUUUGCUGUUGUUCUGGGAUUGAUUUGUUAUUUUUCGCACCAAACUAUGUUCAUCUCUAGGAGACAGAACGCAUCUCCUUCCUGAGCGGUAUGAUGGCUGCUUGGUCCCAUGGUGUUUAUACUUGCGUACUAUUGUUUGUACAGAUGAACGUGGUACCUUAAGGCAUUUGGAAAUUUCUCACUUUUUUGGCUGAUUUCUUUUGAUUUUCCCAUGAUGUCAAUCAAAGAGGCACUGAGUUUGAAGGUAGGCCUUUAAAUACAUCCACAGGUAAACCUCCAAUUGACUCAAAUGAUGUCAAUUAGCCUAUCAGAAGCUUCUAAAGCCAUGACAUUUUCUGGAAUUUUCCAAGCUGUUUAAAGGCACAGUCAACUUAGUGUAUGUAAACUUCUGACCCAUUGGAAUUGUAAUACAGUGAAUUAUAAGUGAAAUAAUCUGUCUGUAAACAAUUGUUGGAAAAAUUACUUGUCAUGCACAAAGUAGAUGUCCUAACCGACUUACCAAAACUAUAGUUUGUUAACAAUAAAUUUGUGGAGUGGUUGAAAAAAUAGUUUUAAUGACUCCAACCUAAGUGUAUGUAACCUAAACUUCCGACUUCAGCUGUAAGCAUUCAGACCCUGUACUCAGUACUUUGUUGAAGCACCUUUGGCAGCGAUUACAGCCUCGAGUCUUCUUGGCUAUGACGCUACAAGCUUGGCACACCAGUAUUUGGGGAGUUUCUCCCAUUCUUCUCUGCAAAUCCUCUCAAGCUCUGUCAGGUUGGAAUAGGAGCGUUGCUGCACAGCUAUUUUCUGGCCUCUCCAGAGAUGAUCAAUAGUGUUCAAGUCCGAGCUCUGGCUGGGCCACUCAAGGACAUUCAGAGACGUGUCCUGAAGUCACUCCUGCGUUGUCUUGGCUGUGUGCUUAUGGUCGUUGUCCUGUUGGAAGGUGAACCUUUGCCCCGGUCUGAGCGCUCUGGAGAAAGUUUUCAUCAAGGAUCUCUCUGUUCUUCUUUCCCUCAAUCCUGACUAGACUUUCAGUCCCUGCCGCUGAAAAACAUCCCCACAGCAUGAUGCUGCCACCACCAUGCUUCACCGUAGGGAUGGUGCCCGGUUUCCUCCAGAUGUGACGCUUGGCAUUCAGGCCAAAGAAUUCAAUCUUGGUUUCAUCAGACCAGAGAAUAUGGUUUCUCAUGGUCUGAGUCCUUGAGGUGCCUUUGGGCAAACUCCAAGCGGGCUGUCGUGUGCCUUUUACUGAGGAGUGGCUUCCGUCUGGCCACUCUACCAUAAAGGCCUGAUUGGUGGAGUGCUGCAAAGAUGGUUGUCCAUCUGGAAGGUUUGCCCAUCUCCACAGAGGAACUCUGGAGCUCUGUCAGAGUGACCAUCUGGUUCUUGGUCAUCUCCUUGACCAAGGCCCUUCAACACCGAUUGCUCAGUUUGGCCGGGCGGCCAGCACAAGGAAGAGUCUUGGUGGUUCCAAACUUCUUCCAUUUAAGAAUCAUGGAGGCCACUGUGUUCUUGGGGUCCUUCAAUGCUCCAGAAAUGUUUUGGUACCCUUCUCCAGAUCUGUGCCUCAACACAAUCCUGUCUCGGAGCUCUACGGACAAUUUGUUCGACCUCAUGGCUUGGUUUUUGCUCUGACAUGCACUGUCAACUGUGAGACCUUAUAUAGACAGGUGUGUUCCUUUACAAAUCAUGUCCAGUCAAUUGGAUUUACCCCAGGUGGACUCCAAUCAAGUUGUAAAUACAUCUCAAGGAUGAUCAAAGGGUCUGAAUACUUAUUUAAAUACGAUAUUUCUGUUUAGUUUUUUUUGCCAACAAAAAAAUUGCCAGCGUGUCUAAAAACCUGUUUCAGCUUUGUCGUUGUGGGGUUAUUGUGUCGUUGUGGGGUAUUGUGUGGAGAUUGUUGAGGAUUUUUAAUUUAAUCCAUUUUAGAAAAAGGCUGUAACGUAACAGAAUGUGUAAAAAGUCAAGGGGUCUGAGUACUUUCUGAAUGCGCUGUGCUUCCUGGAAGAACACUGGUGUACGUUUACAAGAAGCACUCUUUAUUUAGAUGUUUAUACUCAACAAAGACGGCUAAAUAUUGUGAAAAUAUGUUAUCUGUAGUGUUGUGUAAAAAAAUAAAGAGCCAAGUAAAUAA